Messenger RNA from Brienomyrus brachyistius, 11385 nucleotides. RefSeq names its product FRAS1-related extracellular matrix protein 2-like. The record is from RefSeq and is a predicted model, not a curated record. Gene Ontology annotation, biological process: cell communication. NCBI's taxonomy places the organism in Eukaryota, Metazoa, Chordata, Actinopteri, Osteoglossiformes, Mormyridae. The transcript is spliced from 24 exons. Gene Ontology annotation, cellular component: membrane. The coding region runs from base 389 to 9751 and encodes 3120 amino acids.
GACAGUCGUCUUUCAUUAUCACCCUCAUCAAAAAGUUAAGCAUUCCUAACUUGCCUGAAACGCACCGUCGACACUAUUCCCGCCUCCGACAUGAGAUUGACAUGCACAGCAGCCAAUUACAACGGAAUAAACGCGUUCCGUCGUAAACCCAGGCCAAUCGGCAGUGGCAAAGGGCGUGGCCACCGCCACCACAGGUUCCCAAGUGCCUGGAGUUUAUAACGCCGAAAGCACGGCCGAGCUGGGAGAAUGCGGCGUGUUGGCGUGGAGGUGCGCGCGUCUCGCUUCAACUCCCAGGGCAUAUUCCUUUAACUUGUCCUCCUCCUCCUCCCUGUCCGGAUUAUUGUCAAGCGCGACGAAGUGGGAAACACGCAGUGACGCCUGGCUCCAGAUGGCUAGAAACCCGGGUCUGAGUAGGGGCAGGGCUGCCCGCACGCCCCCGUCGCUCGUUUGCGGACUGCUCUUGCUCUCCGUGACCGUGACAGGUAGCGCGAGCGCACAGCGCGUCGGCGGUACCGGCCUGUCAUAUGCGCUCCGAUCUGAACUUUCUGAGGAUACCAUACUGGUUGCCAACAACGGGAUACGCGUGCCUUUCGGGAGAUCCGCUUUCAUUGACCCUAUCAACGAUUUAGUUACUCAAGUCCAGCCGGGAGACAAAUGCAGCAUAACUGUCCUGGAUAACGACCCGCUGUCACAAAGACCCGGACACUUGUCUCCGAAAAAGUUUUCGUGCGAAUUUGGUCCCAAUGACGUGAAGUACACGCACUUCGGCUCCAGGAGCCCUUCGAAAGACAGAGUCCGGUUACAGCUCAGGUAUGACACUCAGACCGAUACCAUUAUUAUACCAUUCAUGAUGGAAGUAGAGGUUGUUUUCUCCCAGCUGGAAGUGUUAACCAGAAACAUGCCGCUCACUGUAGAAAAACUGUUCGGUGUCAGUAACCCCAUUGACCGAAAAAUUUUGGAGUUUACUUUUGAUAGAAACUCUCAGCAGUGCAAAGUGUCGUCUUUAUCCAGUACCAGUGUAUUACCCAGUUAUGGGAAACUUGUUGAUGGGGGCAAACUGGGGAAAAUGAUGGACUGUGAUGAAUUACUUAAGUCAGAUGUACGCUAUCGGCACACGUCACAGCAAAAAUCCCCUAACAGAGAUUAUAUUCCAAUGAUGGUGGAAUUACAAGACAAGGAGGGAAAUCUUAUCAAACAGGAGUUUUUCCAAAUCCUGGUGCGCGUACGUGAGGGAGAGGAAAACACUCCACCAAAGCCCAGCUUUGUGGCAAUGAUGAUGAUGGAGGUGGACCAGUUUGUAAUGACAGCAAUAACAUUGGACAUGUUGGCUGCAGAAGACACAGAAUCUGAUCCGGACAGCCUGAUUUUCAACAUCACCUCUCCGUUGUCCUUGGAGGAGGGCUGCAUCGUCAGUACAGAUGAUCGGAAUUUACCAAUCACAUCUUUCUAUCAAGGGGACGUUAAUGAUCUAAAAAUAGCAUACAAGCCACCCUCUAUAGAUUCGGAGACCGAGAGAAUAUUCCAGAUUGAAUUUGAGGUGGUGGACUCAGAGGGAGCCGUUUCUGACCCAUUUGCCUUCAUGAUUGUAGUUAAGCCCAUGAACACUCUAGCUCCAGUGGUGACCAGGAACACUGGGCAGCUUUUGUAUGAAGGCCAGUCUAGGCCAUUGUUCAGUGCUGGCAACCUGGAAAUCAGUGAUGAGGACAACCUCGACGAAGUCAGAAUCAAUGUCAUUGAUGGGUUGCGGCACGGACAGCUGACUGUUUUGGGCUCCAGUGCGAUGUUCUUCACACCAGCCGACCUCGACAACGGGGUUGUCGUUUACCAACACGAUGGCAGUGAUACGUACAGCGACAACAUCAUUUUCAGAAUGACAGACGGCAAACACGAGGUGGAGUUUCUCUUUCCGAUCACAGUCGUGCCAACUGACGAUGAACCUCCAAUUGUCAACGCUAACACAGGCCUGGUGCUGUUCAAGAACCAGAUGAUACCUAUAUCAGCACUGAUGCUAAGUGGCACAGACAUCGACUCCGAGGAUUCAACUAUAAAGUUCACCAUUAAACCGCCCUUCUCUGCCGUCGGAGAAGUGUUACUGCGCCAGGCCGAGGCUCCGGAAGACCCGUCGUCGUGGAAGUUUAACGCAGCUGACGAAGUUUAUGAAAAAGUGGUGACAGAAUGGCUGCAGCGAGACCUUACCGAUGGAAAGGUGUUUUACAGACACGUGGGGCCCCACAACACUGACAUCGUGAUGGAUCAGUUCAAGUUCCAUGUUCAGGAUGACAACGACCCGCCCAACCAGUCUGAGGAGAGCGCAUUUGUCAUCAAGGUCCUUCCCAUCGACGACGUCCCUCCUGAAUUGUACCCUGGCACAGUUCUGCAAAUGACGGUGCAUGAGUACCAGCUGACUCAUUUUACCAAAAAGGUUCUGCGUUACACCGACCUCGACUCAGAGGACCGGGAUCUGAAAUACACGAUCAUCCAGCCACCCACAGACACGGAUGAGAAUAACCGAGUUGUUCUAGGAUCUAUUGUUCUGAUGGAGAAUCCUGACACUGAAGUGACUGAAUUCACGCAGGCACAAAUUAAUCAUCACAAAAUUGCCUACAAACCCCCCGACCUUGAGCUGGGGAUCACUCCCCACAUCUUGCAGUUCCAUUAUACUGUUGAAGACACUGCUGGUAACACUGUUUACGGGACAUUCACUAUAUUUUUGCAGCCCGUUGACAACAAGCCCCCUCAGAUUACCAACACUGGCUUCACUGUCUUUGAGCGGGGCAUGCACAUCCUCACACAUGCUGAACUGGACACUAAAGACGCCGACACAGAUGGCAGUCAGAUAACAUUUACGCUUAUCCAACCUCCACUACACGGUGAGGUCAAAUAUAUAUUGAUGGACUUGACCAAAGGUGACUCCUUUAAACUGGAGGACAUUUCUAAUGGAAGGAUCUCCUAUGUCCACAAUGGGGAUGAAUUCACAAGGGAUUUGUUCCAACUGGAUGUCAGUGAUGGCAUCCACAUUGUCACGAUCACGGUCAAGGUGGCAGUGAAGCCUGUCGAUGAUGAGACGCCAAUAAUUAGCCUGCCCGCGGGCACCAUCGGCUCCCACAUGGACGUUCUGGAGGACGGUGCCACAGAGAUUACAACUAAUGUCAUCCAAGGGAAAGAUGAAGACACAGAUGAUCUCAGGCUGACAUUUAUUGUGGAAGAUGCCCCUAUUUUUGGGCAGAUUUUUGUCAGUGGGGUUCCUUCUACGCAGUUUACCCAGGCUGACAUAAUCAAUGGACAUGUAGUGUACGCUCACACGAGUGGGGAGAUUGGCCUGACCACAAAGAAUGACUACUUCAACCUAACACUAACUGACAUGUCAGAUGAAUGGACGGUAGGGGGCAAUAGGGUGAAUGGGGUCCGUGUUGAAGUCACCAUCCUACCAGUGGACAACCGUUCCCCUGAGGUCACCGUGGGCCCUUUAUUCAGUGUGGUGGAAGGAGAAAAGAAUGUCAUAGAAGGACAUCAGAUAAGUGCCGAAGAUGUUGACACGCUCAUCGGUGACGUUCUCUGCACAGUCAUUGUCCAGCCCAUCUCUGGAUACUUGGAGAACAUCUCACCUGCUCCUGGCUCAGAGAAGUCAAGAACUGGUACAGCCAUCAGUGCUUUUACUAUUAAGGACAUCAGACAAGGCCACAUUUAUUAUGUGCAGAGCAUUCAUAGGGGUAUGGAGCCAGCUGAGGACAGAUUCACAUUCAGCUGUUCAGAUGGCAUUAACUUGUCAGAGCGCCAUUUUUUCCCCAUCGCCAUCAUUCCUGCCAACGAUGAAAUGCCUAAAAUUUACACUAGAGAGUUUGUUGUGAUGGAAGGUAUGAAUAUUGUUAUUGACACCCCCAUCCUUAAUGGCGCUGAUGGUGAUAUUCCGCGCGAUAAAUUAACAUUCGUCAUCACCAGACCACCCAAGCACGGCUACAUUCUCAACCAGUUAACCACCAGCUCAGUCCCAGUCACUAACUUUACCCUUGACCAAAUCGCAGAGGGUUCAACUAUUGUUUAUGAACAUGAUGAUUCGGAGACUACUGAGGACAGCUUUGAUAUCAGCCUCACAGAUGGUAAGUUCACUGUAGAGAAAACGGUCAUUGUCAUGAUAAUCCCAGUGGAUGAUGAAACACCCAGGAUGUCUGUCAACGAUGGCCUGGAAGUAGAGAUUGGGGAAACUAAAAUAAUCAACCAGAAAGUGUUGAAGGCCACAGAUCUCGACUCUGAUGACAGCAGUCUGACAUACAUCAUUCGUCUUGGACCGGGACAGGGGUUCCUGCAAAGGAAAACUCCUUCUGGGUUACUGGAGAACAUUACAGUUGGCAUGAACUUCACACAGAGACAAGUGGACCUGGAUCUCAUGGUGUACAUUCACAAUGGACAGGAGGGCAUCCGUGACCUCAUCAAGUUUGACGUCACAGAUGGCUUCAACAGUCUCAUAGACAGAUACUUUUACAUAACCAUUGGCAGUAUUGACAUGGUGUUUCCUGAUGUGGUGAGUAAAGGCGUGUCUCUCAAAGAAGGUGGUAGGGUGACCCUCACCACAGACCUCCUGAGCACCAGUGACCUGAACAGUCCAGAUGAAAACCUGGUUUUUACUAUCACCCGGGCACCUGUCCGUGGACAUCUGGAGUGCACAGACACGCCUGGCAUGCCCAUCGUGUCCUUCACACAGCUCCAGCUCGCAGGGAGCAAGAUCUACUACAUCCAUACGUCAGACGAUGAGGUCAAGAUGGACAGCUUCGAGUUUGAGGUCACGGACGGCUACAAUCCUGUGUUCCGCACGUUCCGCGUGUCCAUCGUGGAUGUAGACAACAAGAAACCUGUCCUCACAGUGCACAGCCUGACGGUAAUGGAGGGCGAGAGCAAACUGAUCACGCCCUUCGAGUUGACUGCGGAGGACCAGGACACGGCGGACCACCUGCUGAGGUUCACAGUCACGCAAGUGCCCGUACACGGCAGGCUGCUCUUCAAUAACACCCACCCCGUUACCUCGUUCACCAAACAUGACCUUGAGGAGAAUAUGAUCAGCUACCGGCAUGAUGGCACCGAAUCAUCGACGGACAGCUUCUCAUUCACCGUCACCGACGGGACGCACUCCGACUUCUACGUCUUCCCCGACACUGUGUUCGAGACCCGGAAGCCACAGAUGAUGAAGAUCACCAUUCUGUCCAUUGACAACGGGGUGCCGCAGAUCGUAGUGAAUAAGGGCGCUUCCACGCUGAAGGUCCUGUCAAUAGGACAGCUGGGGUUUAUGAUCACCAAUAAAAUCCUGAAAGCUGAAGACAAAGACAGUGUCCGACACUCCCUGAUUUUCCACGUUACUGCUGGUCCUGAGCAUGGCCACCUUCUGAACCUGGCAAAGGGCAACGCCUCCCUCACCACAUUCACCCAAGCUGACUUGGACGACCUGAAGAUCUGCUACAUUCUGAGUGACCACAAGAAUGCCACCUCUGACAUAUUCCAUUUCUCUGUCUCGGACAGCGGUGGCAACCAGCUGAGAAACCAGCAGUUUCUCCUGAACUGGGCGUGGAUCUCCCUGGAGAAGCAGCACUACGUGGUAGACGAGGACGCCAAGGUCCUGGAGGUGGUGCUGAAGCGCAGGGGCUACCUGGGGGAGACGUCAUUCGUCAGCAUCAGCACCAGGGACGGAACGGCUGAGCGGGACAAGGACUUCCGGGGCAAGUCGCAGAAGCAGGUCCAGUUCAACCCCGGCCAGACGGCAGCUACGUGGCGUGUGCGCAUCCUGGCGGACGACCAGUUCGAGCAGUCAGAGAACUUCCAGAUCACCCUGUCGGAGCCAGUCAUGGGGGUGCUGGAGGUCCCAUCCACGGCCAACGUGGACAUUGUUGACCCCGGGGAUGAGUCCACGGUCUUCAUCCCCCAGUCCAGCUACGCCGUUGAGGAGGAUGUUGGCGAGCUGUUUAUACCCAUGAAGCGGAGUGGAGACAUCAGCCAAGAACUCAUGGUGAUCUGCUACACUCAGCAAGGUACUGCCACGGGCACCGUCCCUACCACAGUCCUCUCCUACUCCGACUACAUUUCGCGUCCUGAGGAACACGCCAGUGUGCUGCGAUUCGACAAAGGUGAGGCGGAGAAGCCCUGCCGCGUUGUCAUCAUCGACGAUUCGUUGUAUGAAGAGGAAGAGAGCUUCAACGUCACCCUCAGCAUGCCCUUGGGAGGGCGACUGGGCUCGGAGCACCCUAGUGCCCGCGUCACCAUCCUACCCGACCAGGAUGACGCACCUGCGUUCUACUUUGGAGAGCUGGAGUACCAAGUGGAUGAGAGUGAGGGUCACGUGGAGGUACGCGUGUGGAGAACUGGGACUGAUCUGUCCAAGGUGGCCUCCGUUACGGUGCGCUCCCGAAAGACCGACCCUGUUUCCGCCGAAGCUGGCACAGACUAUGUGGGGAUCAGCCGCAAUCUAGAUUUUGCCCCAGGGGUGAACAUGCAAACCUUACGUGUAACCAUCCUGGAUGACCUGGGCCGCCCCGCCCUCGAGGGAGUGGAGCGGUUCGAGCUGGUACUGCGAAUGCCUAUGAACGGCGUUCUUGGAGAGCCAAGCAAGACCACCAUCUACAUCAAUGACUCUGUAUCAGACUUACCAAAAGUACAGUUCCGGAAUGCCAUGUACACAGCCAAUGAAAAUGAGGGUCAGGUCUCGGUCGUGGUGCACCGUAGUGGUGACGUCAGCUACCGGUCCGCUGUCCGUUGCUACACCCGGCAAGGCUCCGCCCAAGUGAUGAUGGACUUCGAAGAGCGGCCGAACACCGAUGCCUCGCUCAUCACCUUUCUCCCAGGGGAGACGGAGAAGCGGUGCAUACUGAGGCUGGUGGACGACUCGCUUCAUGAGGAGGACGAGGAUCUCCGGCUGGUGCUGGGUAGUCCCAGGAGUGACUCGCCGUUUGGGGCGUCUGUUGGGGCUCAAAAUGAGACACUCGUCAGGAUAAACGACCAUGCAGACAAGCCCAUCAUCAAGUUCGCCGAGACCAAGUUCAGCGUGCACGAGCCGCGAGAGGUUGGCCAGGUGGUAGUGGUGCACAUCCCCGUGCUGCGGCUGGGAGAUACCUCCAAGGUAUCGGUGGUUCGUGUUCAUACCAAGGACGGCUCUGCCACCUCAGGAGAGGACUACCACCCCAUAUCCAAAGAUGUGGAGUUUAAGGAAGGGGAGACGCGACGUGUGGUGGAGGUAGAGAUUCUGUACGACGGCGUGCGGGAGAUGAGGGAGGCCUUCACUCUCCACCUGAAGCCUGACGAGAACAUGAUCGCUGAGAUCCAGAUGAGCAAAGCCAUCGUGUACAUCGAAGAAGUCAGUAUGGCCGAUGUCACCUUCCCCUCUUCACCAGAGGUGGUAUCCCUGCUGGAGUAUGACAACACCGGUCGGACCACGGACCGCCUCCACCCCACAGCUGGUUACCCUGUCAUCUGCGUUACGGCCUGCAAUCCAAAAUACUCCGACUACCACAAGACAGGCUCCAUCUGUUUCAGCGAGCACAUCAACCACACCCUGACCCGGUACCGCUGGCUGGUCAGCGCUCCCGCUGGGUCCGAUGGCGUCACUAGCCCCAUGAGGGAGGUGGACUUUGAUACCUUCUUCACGUCCUCCAAGCUCAUCACUCUGGACUCCAUUUACUUCCAAGCCGGCUCACGGGUUCAGUGCGUCGCCCGGGCCGUCAACUCCAAUGGUGACGAGGGCCUGGAGAUAAGCAGCCCAGCUGUCACCAUCAGCGUGGAGGAGGGCUUGUGCCAACCCCGUAACCUGGGCACGGUGGGUGCUGAGCCCUUCUCCGCCAAGCUGCGCUAUACGGGAGCUGACGACCCCGACCACGCCAACCUCAUCAAGCUGACAGUCACCAUGCCACACAUCGACGGCAUGCUGCCAGUGAUCUCCACUCGGCAGCUGUCCAACUUCGAACUAACGCUCAGCCCAGACGGCACACGGGUGGGCAACCACCGCUGCUCCAACCUGCUGGACCAGCACGAGGUCACCACCCGUCACGGCUUCCUUACUGACGCUGCCCACGGCGCCAAUGUCAUCGGGGAUGCCAUGCCGUACCAGUACAGUGGCGCCCUACGGGGUGCGGGGGCGCUGCGCUUCUACAGGAACCUGAACCUGGACGCCUGCCUGUGGGAGUUCACCAGCUACUACGACAUGUCCGAGCUGCUCACGGACUGCGGGGGGACAAUCGGAACCGAUGGGCAGGUGCUGAACCUCGUCCAGUCGUACGUGACUCUGCGUGUCCCGCUCCACGUUUCGUACGUCUUCCACUCUCCCGUGGGCUUGGGCAGUUGGCAGCACUUCGACCUGCAGUCCGAGCUGCGUCUCACCUUUGUGUACGACACUGCCAUCUUGUGGAGGGACGGUAUCGGGAGCCCUCCUCAGGCAGAACUGCAAGGUUCUCUGUAUCCAACCAGCAUGCGGAUCAAUGAACAGGGCCGCCUCGUAGUGAACUUCCGUACGGAGGCUCGCUUCAGAGGCCUUUUCGUAACGUCGCAUUCUGGCUCCUCCAUGUCCUCCAUGGUCAUGUGCACAGACCACCCGGGGCUCACCUUCAACCUGAGCCUGGUGAGGAGUGAGCCGACGUACAACCAGCCAAUGCAGCAGUGGACUUUCACCUCCGACUUCGCCAUACGAGAUUACUCGGGCACCUACACUGUGAAGCUGGUCCCUUGCACGUCUGCCCCCACCCUCGAGUACAGUUUCCCCCCUGUCUGCAGCCCCCGGGAGCCUGUGACCUUUGAUCUUGACAUUCGCUUCCAGCAGGUGAGCGACCCUGUACCUGUGGAAUUCAGCCUGAACACACAAAUGUUCCUGUUAUCCAAGAAGUUACUCUGGCUGUCUGAUGGCUCCAUGGGUUUUGGACAAGAGAGCGACACCGUUUUUGCAGAGGGUGACACUAUCUAUGGCCGUGUGAUGGUGGACCCGGUGCAAAACUUAGGCGACUCCUUCAUCUGUAACAUCGAGAAGGUCUUCCUGUGCACUGGCGCCGAUGGCUACGUCCCCAAAUACAACCCCAGCAAGUCUGAGUUUGGCUGCCUUGCCGAUUCCCCCUCACUCCUUCAUCGGUUCAAAAUCAUCGACAAGGCUCAGCCCGAAACGCAGGACAGGAGCUUUGGGAGUGUCGGCUUCAAUGCGCUUCUGGCCUUGGACGACCCACAGGCGCAGGCCCUUGUCAGGCAGCCGGGCUCCGACGGCUUUAGAGUGGACUCCACCCCCCUGUUCCAGGUGGCGACAGGGAGGGCAUGGUACCUGCACACUAUUUACACAGUGCGUUCCAGGGACAAUGCCAACCGUGGUAUUGGGAAGCGUAGCCUGGAAUACCAUUCCCUGGCACAGGCUGCCAGUUCCUCGUCCAGGGCAUCUCGGUCCAUGAGGUCAGCUGGUGGGGUGCAGGAUAUCGCAGACAAAAUUGGUGCGGAGAACAACAGAGGUACCAACAUCAUGCAUAUCGCGCUGGACUACAGCCGCCAGAGGACGAGUGCAGGUGGGGAAAUUUUCGCAGAUGGCGUCGUCCCACAAGAGCUCGCCAGGCAUGGCAAGGAAGCAGGCCUCGUAACGACAGUGGGUGUCCUGGUGGGACUGCUGCUCUUCGUCCUUGUAGUCAUCCUCCUCAUUUUGUUUGUGUACUCCAAGAAGAAGGAGAAGAAGGCGGCGCCGAAAGCGUCUGGGAGUAAGGAGCCCAUCAUCACAGAGGGCUUUAGCGCUGCUGACAGUUCGGAGGUUUGACCGACAUCCAGCAGCCUGCCAGCCCUCGGCUUCAUUAUUUAGUCCAUUAUAUUUGUUUUGAAAGCCCUACAAAGCAAUUCACCAACAUUCUAGGAGGACUUUUGUCACACGGCAUUGUGCGAAAAAGGCUUGGGGUUCAGACUGAGGGCUUGUCAUUUUUUUUUUUCCUGUAAAACAUACUUGAAUGAACUACCAUUAGCUGGCCAAUGUAAACUGGCCAAUGAGACACAAGCUCCGUCCAGCAAUGGACAGCAAGGACCCCCACUGAAAAUCAGCACUGGAUAUCAGGAACUCUUUCAUUUAUGGUCUUUGCCAUCCUGAAUGCAUAUAUACACACACACACACACACACACAUUUUGUAAAGUAUGUUGUUCAUAAUAUCCUUAGCUGUUAGCUGUAAAAAUGCUGUUUGAAGUUCUGGCUUUCGGUCCAUGUACUUUACCAGUCCUUAGUCCACCCUGUAAUCUGUAUGUAAUGUAUUGCUGUUCUAAACAUUGCCAUCAGAGAUAUUACUGUUUGUAAACAAAUGCCUGCUUUUAACGAACACUGGAUUUUUGUAGAUUCGUUUUUUUAAUGAAAGUUAAUUUGCUUUUAAAAGAAAGUACUCUUCGUUUUCUUUAUGAAAACAUGGACGCAGGUCAUGCAUUAAGUACGUUUUGUAACUUGCCUUAUUCCAACUGCAUUUUUGCUUUCUUUUUGUGGGGGUGUUGCUGCCCUUCUUUCGGUCAUUCUCUGUAACGGCAGCUGUUGUUUCACGUUCACAUUUACAAAGAAAAAAUUAUGUCCUUUAUAUUAUUGGAUUGUCAUUUUUAAUGAACCCUUUAUUGUUUUUUAUAUUUAUCGCCACUGUUUUUCAUACUUACUGUCCAAGAUAUCGGAUCUCACGCCUAUAUAUUACGUGCCAUUUGUACCGUAAACAGUUGUGUACGUGUGCGACUGGGAACAUUUAGUGUAACCUGGAUGGUAACGGAACCACUUUUUAAAGUAUUGUUAUUAUGGUUGAUCGUCUGGGAAUAAUCGAUUGCCAUUUUUAAAAGACAGGGCUGAGCACAAUUAUUUGUUUAAAUGAAUAAUAUAAAUGUUAGUAACACUGCUGCAUUUGGACAUGCGUUUAUUAGCUUAGCAUUAAGGUCGUUUGGUUAUUUAUACAAUGCAGGCAGCGAUACGGAGGUUUUCACCGAGACUUACCAACAAUACGUCGGUCCUAAGGGAUUCAUGGGACUUUUUGGUGCAAAUAUGUUAAAGGGUGUUACGAUUCAAAACUCAUUUCAUGUUUAGUAUUUUAUGAACGCUAUGCAAUGUUUGGUAACGCUUUCACUGUCACGAGUUUUUUGUUUAAUAUUUUGCUUUUUUUAUUUUAUUGAUUCUUUGUCACAUUUUUAAAAUAAUUAUUUGAUUACCCCCGAAGUUUAGUUAUAGACGAUAAAUUCAGAAUGAGCCUGAAUUUAGUGUACUGUGUAUGGUUGUAUGUAUUGAUGUGUAUACAUACUUUAAAAUAUACUAAACUAUAUAGUGUUUUGGGGAACGGUCAGUGUUAAAUAUUUCCAAGGUACUGUAAGUAUUUGUAACAUAGACCUCUGAAGCACAAAGUUAUUGUCUUUUACAAAAUAAUUAAAAGUCACCAAUAAAGAGAA